AUGCCUCCCGCUACUGGUAGCUCCAACGGUGAGCCAAACGGCUCAGCCAGCACUCCUGCUGGCCCUUCAACCACCUCGGCAGCCAAGCCUGCUAAGCGCAAGCCAGAAAAUGUUCGAGACUCGCCAACUUCGUUGGAUGCUGCCGACGCGCUCGGAGUCAAGCCGCUUGCCAGAGCUGUCCUCGUUUGCAAGAGGUGUCGCUCCAAGAAGAUCAAGUGCGACCAAGCUUUCCCAGCAUGCGGAUCCUGCGUCAAAGCAGGGGAGCCUUGUGUCGGAAUCGACUCGGCCACGGGCCGCGAAGUCAGUCGCAGUUACAUCGUCGAUCUCGAGCAUCAAAUUGCCGAGCUGCGAGCACAAAAUGCAGAACUCGAACGCCUUUUGGCCGAACAGCCAUCAUCACGUCCCGCCAACGAUGCUUCGUCGGGACUCAAACGACCUCUGCAGCACGUCAAGACCGAGUUUCCACUCGAUCAGUCCGAGUCGGCCGCCUCGCCUGACCGUCGCCCAGCAAAGCGUCUCGCCACAUCCCCUCGCAGCGAAGGCGAGAAAGAAGCGCCGGACCCGUUACUGCCAGGCCUCGUGCUAGGCCCGGCUGGAGUAGAAGUGUUGUCUACCACAUCGACGGAAGGCAAGCACUCUCAUGCCAGGCCGCUGGUCAGCCGCCUCAACUCCCAUGCAAGUGGUCUGUCUCCCGCUCGCUUGCUUUGUCAGGCCAUCCAGCAAUCAGCCCAAGCCGGUCUGCGCAUCCGCGACCCUGGGUCUACGGGGCGCGGUAAGAAGUUUGGCACCCAGAGCCUCGGGGAAGAUCUCAGCAGAAGAGCCAAGACCAACUCGUCCAGAGAGCCUGCCCAACCAGAGGGCGAAGCGAGUCGCUACUCUGACAACGACAACGGCUAUGGUCCGUCCGCAAAGGUCGAGCUCAAAUCCGCCUCACCGCGGAGCGGCACAGCAACACCAUCCGAGGGGAAGAAGAACUCUCCUUUCGAUGACGGAGAUCCUAUGCAGUAUGCCACUUCCACUGAGACUGCUGACAUUACCGUGCCCGCACCCGAGCAAGCGCUUAAGCCGUCUCCGCUCCCCGCUCCCUUCCCGCCAUUAUCCGUCGCGAGAAAGCUGAUCGAUGCUUACUUUGAACGCGUCAAUCCUCAGCUUCCCAUCCUCGACCGAGCUUCGUUCAUGGUUCGAUUCGAAAACGCGAGCAGGAUCGGUCUGGAACGGACCAGAGCCAAGCUGACGGCCGAGCAACGGCGCCAGCUGCAAAACGACGACGACAAGAUCUCCAUCGAGAUGCAGCCAGCGGACGGUCAUCUUUUCCAUCUGGUGUUUGCCAUUGCUGCCGCCAUGGGCUGGACCCGCUCUAGUUGGAGCGCCGAGAAUCACCACGAGGCGGCCAUGCGCUACCUUGACCCUAGGCGAUUGAUAGGCUCGGGCCAAGAAGGCAACGUGGGCGCCAUCAUGGGUCGUGAUGCGCUCGAACAGCUUCAAUGUCUGCUCCUCACUGCUCUCUACUCGAUCAUGCGUCCAAUGAAGCCUGGUGUAUGGUAUUGCCUCGGCGUCGCUCUUCGCCUCACCACGGGCAUCGGCCUCUACACAGAGACUCCGGGCGUGCUGGAAGCGUCUGGAAAUCAGCCUCAAGAUGCAAGCGAGACUUUGGUCGAGAAGAAGCGUCGGCUGUUCUGGUGCUCGUAUGCACUGGAUCGUCAGGUGUGCGUUCACCUUGGACGACCUUUUGGAAUUGCCGACUCGGACAUUAAAGUGAAUCUGCCAUGGGUUCACAACGAGAGUGAAAUGGUCGCGAUGCCGAUAGCAGAAGACAAGAACCGUGCUGAAGGCACUGGCGCUAUGGAGGAGGAUGUCGACUCGUCCACAGAGAUAGCGCGCAGGGAAGCCGCAUCCGUUUUGGCGACCCUCCAGGCGAGCUCAAAUGAUCAGCAAGGCUCAUCGAGUCAUGCCACCACCGUCUCGCUGCCAAAACCGAAGGAUGCCAGUCGAUGGGUCUCGCUAUCCUUCUUCCGCAUGCGCAUCCUCCAAUCCGAAAUUCAGUCGAUGCUCUACCAAAACGCAGAGCUGCCUCGCCGUUUCGACUCGUAUGCGCACUGGAAGACCGACAUCCUUCGAAGGCUGCAUGCCUGGCGCCGCUACGCUCCCGCGUCCAAGAAAGAUCUCGAGGCGAGCGGAUGCGGGUACAACCCCAUCUUCCUCGAGCUCAACUAUCAGCAGACUCUGCUCAUGGUGUACGGAUUGAGCCCCCGCUUUCCCAAUGCCUCUCGCAAGGACUUGGCCUACGUCGAAGAAUGCAGUCGCAGCAUCAUCAACAUGUAUGCGACACUAUCUAAGGAAGGUCAGAUGAACUACACUUGGAUGACGGGUCACAACGUGUUUAUCGCCUGCACAAGCUACCUGUACGCUAUCUGGCAGAUCAGCGCCACGGAUCCAGCCUCGUUCCGGUCCAGCGUCACGCUCGGCUUCCGCAACAAGGUGGAUGAGAUCCAUCACUUCGCAGCUGCCUGCGACAAGGUGCUGUCCUCACUGCAAUGGGCCACCGCCGAGAAAUGCCGCAAAUGUCUGCGCACCAUGUUCUAUGCUACGUCGGUGGUGGUCGAGAAGAUCGACAGAAUGUCUUCAGCUCGGUCUGCAAACGUCGGUCGCCUCGAAGGUGGAGUCUCAGGCGAAGAAGAGGCGCAUCAGAUAGCCGGCAGAGGCUCGGCCGAGAAAGGAUCGCAGAACCCAGCAGACUUACAGCCGGAAGCCGCUGCCAAACGGUCUUCGUCAGUCUCGAGACGGCCCGUGCCUGCUACAUCAACAUCAGCUUCGUCUUGGUCUCUGUACUCGCAAGAACGCGAUUGGCGGCCAUCGUCACCAAAGAGAUCCAUGGAGCCCCCGGCUCCUUCACCUCAAUCCGUGUCUUCCAUGCAAGCGGCGCGAUGGAGUCAAGGUGCUCAAGGGCGUGCGUCACCUGGCUCGGGCGUCUUUUGGCCGGUCGAGAGUGACACGCCGACCUAUCGUAGCGACCUUGGCACCAGCAGUCGUGGUUUCAGCUCAAGACUGACGUCGACGCCGGCAGACACGUACGCUAGUGAUGCCACGACGCCCAGUCGAGGACUCGACGUAGGACCGAGCCUGGUUGAAGCGGCCAACAGCAGCAAUGCUUGGUAUGGGAUUGGGUCGGGGUCGGAGACGAGCCCGAAGAUGCUGUUCGGAGACAGUCCGUCGAAUUUCGACAUCUCGUCGUUGAUGGCCACCUCGGCGAUGGAGCUCGAUUUCAUUUUCAGGGAAGCAGGCUUGUCGGCGGGCCCGUCAGUCGACCAGCGCGACUGGUUGGACAAUACAUCUGCUCCUCAUCCGCAUAGCUCGGUGCCAGCGACGCAGUAUGUGCUCAACGGAAACGCCCGAGACCACGCUGGUUCACAGAUGGUCCAAGCCGAGACGAUGAGUACCUUCUAUGAUCCCGUUCAGACCGUGUCGUCUGGCAGCGAGACGAGGGCUUUCGAUUCUGGUCCCGUGAUCAAUGUCGAGCAGCAUGGCAUGGUGGGUGCGGUGGCUGAAGGCGAGGCUUUUGAGACGGACUGGGAAGCGCUGGGGCUAGGAUAUCGGAUGAGCGCGCCGUCGCAGUACAACGCUUCCAUGCCGAUGUUUUCGGAUCAGUCCGGUCAGGCGCAGCAACAGCAGCAGCAAGGGUUCGCAGGUGCUCGUGGCCACGCGCAGCAACAGGCGAAUGCUGCGCACGGAGCUGCCGAAUUUGAUCAGCGCUUCCUUGACUCGCAUAUGGGCUUUUAG
This is a messenger RNA of Sporisorium graminicola, 3777 nucleotides long. RefSeq lists its product as uncharacterized. The record is from RefSeq and is a predicted model, not a curated record. Gene Ontology annotation, molecular function: DNA-binding transcription factor activity, RNA polymerase II-specific; sequence-specific DNA binding; zinc ion binding. The transcript has a single exon. The coding region runs from base 1 to 3777 and encodes 1258 amino acids. Gene Ontology annotation, biological process: positive regulation of transcription by RNA polymerase II; DNA-templated transcription. Lineage: Eukaryota; Fungi; Basidiomycota; Ustilaginomycetes; Ustilaginales; Ustilaginaceae.